AUGUCUUCUAAUACGCAGCAAUCCAAAAAAACGAAAAAGACGACUACAAAAAAGUCUGUUCAACAAACUGCUGGGACAGCAGCAAGCACAAGACAAUGGGAAAUUCUUCCCAGCUUGAAAGUUAGCGCAGAGCUAGAUGGUACUGUCCUGUCCACUUUGUCCAUCAUGAGCACCCGACUGAAUGAAUCUCAUUCACUUCUGGAGAAGGUCUACCACAACAUGGGAGCAAUCAAUGGCCAGAAUAACAAUUUGAACCAUAGUCCCAUCGGUCAGGCUCUUACUACAGGAGAAUAUAUAAAGUACCGCCUUCCAACGGUUUCGAGAUUGAUCCAUUCUCAAACACGAGCAGUUCUGGCAACAAUGCCAUUGACGGUCAAUGAGGGCGCCUUCUCAACAUCCAACCGUCCCAUUGCUGAUGUAGUGCAGAGCUACACACAUCAGCAAGCUGAAGUAAAGUCUGUUUCGUCUGCAGUUGUGGAAGAGAAAACCCGAAGACAUAUUUUGUAUAUGCUUCAAAGGGCAAAAGCUUUGCCAGAAAAGAUAGCUCGACAAAAUCGGAUUUCUCAACGCCGGUCCAGAAAGAGAAACACUGUCGUUGACCUUCUGGACUAUGACAUGCUGUCUGAUAUUGAGUCAGAUGAGGAGAAAAAUAAAACAAGAUAUACUCCUAGAAAUAGACAUCCCUUGAUGGAUGAAUACUUUACUGUUUUGAAGAAACAGAGACUUGCUAACAAGGGACCAGACGUCAUUGGCAAUUCUGUCUAUCCAAUUAUUUUGAGAAACACCAAGUUAUCGAAUGAGAAAAAGGCAAGUGUUGCUGCUUGGAUUCACACACGCCAGCAAUAA
Phycomyces blakesleeanus NRRL 1555(-) is the source of this 846-nucleotide messenger RNA. RefSeq names its product basic-leucine zipper transcription factor. Lineage: Eukaryota; Fungi; Mucoromycota; Mucoromycetes; Mucorales; Phycomycetaceae. The transcript has 4 exons. The record is from RefSeq and is a predicted model, not a curated record. Bases 1 to 846 code for a protein of 281 amino acids.